This is a messenger RNA of Chironomus riparius, 470 nucleotides long. The record is from the annotation of a GenBank genome assembly. NCBI's taxonomy places the organism in Eukaryota, Metazoa, Arthropoda, Insecta, Diptera, Chironomidae.
AUUUUUUGUUUACAUUUAAUUUGUUUGCAAACCAUUUUUUGACAUAAACAUUAUAUUUUAAUCGUUACUAGCUUAAUUUAACAUCAAAAUGGUUUGCGAAAAGUGCGAGCUUAAAUUGAAACAUGUUGCCACAGCUGAUCCUUUUAAGAAGGGAAAUACGUUAAAAGAAAAGGCUGGAACUUCAUCAGGAAGAGCUAUUAAUGAAAAUAAAGCACUUUCUGCUAAAAGAUACGACCCAAUGACUGGAAUCAGAAAGUGCCGAAUUUGUCAAGCAAAAAUGCACCAAGAAGGAGCUCACUACUGCCAAACCUGUGCAUUCAAAAAAGGAAUUUGUUCAAUGUGCGGAAAAAAGAUUCUCAACACGAAGUCUUAUCGACAGUCUACAACCUAAUCUAUUUAUUUGAUAUAGAGCCAAUUUUAACUUCUAAGAUUUAUCAUAAGGAAUAAAAUAUUAAUUUUGUCUAAGCACC